AUGAGCUCUCCACGACGCAGGAUAGAGACCGAUGAUGUACACACGCACCCCUACCCCUACCCCCUCCCCCUCCCCCUCGCCCUACCCCUCCUCAUGCGUUCGGGAUUGUGGCAAGAGUUUUACGUGCGGUUCAAGGGUCCGGCGGAAAGUUCGUUGUCCCCUGCACUCCCCUGCACGCCUGCACGGGGAGCGCCGUUCGCAGUGCUGACAGAAGCAGCUCCAUUCGAAGGCGGAAUAUGGAAAGUUCAUGUCGAACUGCCCGACUCUUACCCGUACAAGAGCCCAAGCAUCGGCUUCGUUAACCGCAUCUUCCAUCCAAACAUCGAUGAGCUGUGCGUGGCCGGUGCCCAGUCCCUCCUUCCCGCGCGGCGAGCUAAUCUCUAUCGCACCGUUGCCAGAUCCGGAUCCGUCUGCUUGGACGUCAUCAACCAAACAUGGUCACCGAUGUACGACAUGAUCAACAUCUUUGAAGUUUUCCUACCGCAACUCCUGCGCUAUCCCAACCCGACGGAUCCGCUGAAUGGCGAAGCUGCCGCCUUGUUGAUCCGCGAACCGAAAAGCUACGAGGCCAAGGUCAAAGAAUACGUGCAAAAGUACGCGACGAAGAAUGCGGCCGACGAAGCUGGCGCGGAGAGCGAAGACGACGACGACAUGUCGUCCGUGGCCAGCUUUAGCAACGACGAGGACGAAGAGCCGGCCGGUCAGAUGGAUGAUGUAUAG
Drechmeria coniospora is the source of this 720-nucleotide messenger RNA. RefSeq names its product putative ubiquitin-conjugating enzyme protein. Gene Ontology annotation, cellular component: nucleus. The transcript has 4 exons. The record is from RefSeq and is a predicted model, not a curated record. Gene Ontology annotation, molecular function: ubiquitin conjugating enzyme activity. Lineage: Eukaryota; Fungi; Ascomycota; Sordariomycetes; Hypocreales; Ophiocordycipitaceae. Bases 1 to 720 code for a protein of 239 amino acids. Gene Ontology annotation, biological process: protein polyubiquitination; ubiquitin-dependent protein catabolic process.